AUGUAUGACUUUUCCUUCUUUUUUUUUCCUUGUUCUAUCUUAUCCUUCUUCACUAAAUUCUCCUCUCUCUUUCCUCUCUGUAUAUUCUACCUUUACUUCUCUUUCUCUUCUUUUGCGUCACCUCCUCCUCAUCAAUUUUUUUUUUUUUUUUUGAAUGUCCUUUUUCUUCUUCUUUUCAUUCUUCUUUCUUUUCUUCUUCUUUCUCUUUUGUCUCUGCACACUUUUUGCUUCUGUUUAUCCGUCAAAUCUUUCUUCUUUUUUCGCUGUUUUUCAUUUUAUUUCUUGGUGUACGAUUUGACUUUUUCUUCAAACAUCUUCGACUUUAUCUCUUUUUUUUAUCUUUCUUUUUCUUCUUUAUUUUUAUUCAUUUCCUUUUCAUCUGUUUUUCACUUGUUUCUUCUUUCCCUCUUUUUGCUCUUUGUUUCCCCCCCACCAAACAAAGUUCCUUUUUUCUUCAUUGUCACAAACCAACCCUUCUAUGCCCUUAAGAAUUUUAUUUUUCUUAUUUUCUUUGCUCUAUAUCUGUAA
Acanthosepion pharaonis is the source of this 528-nucleotide messenger RNA. Lineage: Eukaryota; Metazoa; Mollusca; Cephalopoda; Sepiida; Sepiidae. The record is from the annotation of a GenBank genome assembly.